Molecule: messenger RNA, 1150 nt
Organism: Dermacentor albipictus
Lineage: Eukaryota; Metazoa; Arthropoda; Arachnida; Ixodida; Ixodidae
Source: RefSeq, a predicted model, not a curated record
CUUACAAGGUCGAAGAUAUUAGAGACGCCCUACUGCCGACAGGACUGCUGCCUGACGUGGUAUGCAUAGGGGCGUUCCAGAUAAACCAGGUCUGGGCGAUGACCCUGAAUGACGUGACUGCCACGAAAAGACUAGUUGCCCUGAAGGAACUGCAAGUGAAGAGAGGACGGUGCGUCAUCGUUGACCCGCACGACCAGCAGGUGAAGCUUAGGCUUCACUGCCUGCUGUACGGCGUUGCCGACGAGGACGUCCGGACGUUCGCGGCUUUCGGCAAGGUGGAGGAGGUAAGCCAGGAAAGGUGGCGCGUCCAUGGCAUGGGCAUCAAGAUCUCCACCACCAGGCCUGUGUUCCUCAAGCUGAAAAGGGGCGUCAAAGUGGAGGGCCUUCUUCAUCAGUUCCGCGUCGGCGGUGCUGACGUUUCGGACACGUUGACGCUGACUGCGCCAAAUCCAACGCCACCGUGAUCGGUCCAGCAGCGAGUGACGUUGCUGCUGAGCACGUCAUAGACGUGGUCGAGACGGAGGACGCCGCCAAAGGAACGGGAGACAUGCUUUCGACAGGGAUACUCAGCGCGUCAUCGACUACCGGCGCAGAAGGCUUGGUGGCUGAGGCUGCCGAGAAGACGGGCAAGUCGGUACAGGUCCUACCUGCAGCGAGCCUUGCUAACGGCGCCCUAACGGAGACGCACCCAACAAUGACACGACUGCUAUGCUGUAGGACAAGGACGUCAACGAUGGCGACCGGACUGUGACUCUCGGUGCCUCAGUCAACGUUCCUCACGACGAGACUAAGGACCGGGACGAUGGUGCGACCAGCACCAGCGAGGGGCCGCCGACGAAGGUGCCUCAAGGAAGGCCGAUGGACUACAAGUCAAAGCCUAAUGUACAUCCUUGCAAUUUUUUAACAAUAUCGCGCGAGCGGCCCUGUAGCGAUGAGGUGAUACCCUAAAGCCUAACAGCGCCGCAGAAUGCAUUCGAACUAGAAUUCGUCUUGCACGACCACACAUAAAGUUGCCAAACCCUACAGCUCUCGCCGCUACAACGCCAUUGACAUGCCUUGCGGUCGACACUCGCAUGAUAUUGUUAAAGAAUUGCAAGGGUGUACCACCUGAAAAGAAGCCUCUGGGCAAAGCGGCCUCGCCUAACGACAC